GAGCCACCCCACCAAAGAGCAAGCAGACAGCAAGGCACAGAGAGUGAGAGAGAGAAAGACACCCAUUUACAGCUUUACUGCCUUGUUCAGUCCGUCAGACUUGCUCUCACUGCCACCUCUAUCAUAUCCUCUCCCUCUCUUUCUCUCUGUAGUCUCUUUGAAUCUUUCUCUCUCUCUCACACACACACACACACUCAUUCAAAUACACUCAUUCAACUCAGCUCAUUCACAGGCACGGGUCAGGCAGCCUCACAUUUCACCUUGCUCUGCCUCUGGCUGAGAGGAGAGCCCUGCAAGGUGCAGCCAUCACACAGGACACAAGCUCCCGCAACUCAGUCAGGUUGGACUGAGGGACCUGAAUGCUUUAGGACAAUCUGACAAGACCGAGACGUUUCUUCAGGAUGGAAUUGCAGAGUUUUCAUUCAUCACUCUGAAGAGCAAAACCAGAAGACAGCUAGUUACAAGACCAUUUUCUUUUUUCAAAGAACUUUUACCAUCUCUUCUCAUGUUCCUGCUAAAGGGGUCUGCGUGAGGCAGAGCACCCAGCGAAGACCAGCAUCAUGCCGACUACUUGUGCAAGGUGCACCUUGGGAGUCUGACCCAUCAUGUGCAAAUGGACACCUACUACCGCUGGUCUCCACUUCGACCUCACCUUUGCUGGCUCAGCCCUCCCUUCUUAUCCAUUUUCCCUGGUAUGCCUGUCCUUGCUCUUUCUGGCUUGCACUGCUCUCGGAGGUUGCCCACCUGGACUGGGGCAUGACCCUCUUCAUGUGCUGGCACAGGGCACAAACUGCUCUUGGACUCUGGAGCGGCACACACGCAGCUACAACCAUCUAGAGGGUGAUGUUCGCCUACGACGCCUCUAUUCCGCCAACAAGUUCUUUCUCUGCAUCGACAAGACGGGCAAGGUGGAUGGCACCCGUCGGAAGAAUUACGCUGACAGUCUGAUGGAAAUCCGAUCUGUCAGUGUGGGAGUUGUCGCCAUCAAAUCUGUCAGCACCGGCCUGUACUUAGCUAUGUCCAAAAAGGGAACACUCUUCGGAUCGGUCAGAUACAACCCCAGCUGCAAGUUCAAAGAGCGCAUCGAAGAGAACGGCUAUAACACCUACGCCUCCCUGCGCUGGAAGCACCGGGGGAGGCAGAUGUUCGUGUCGCUGAACGGCCGAGGGAAACCCCGCAGAGGACACAAAGCUAGACGGAGACACCCAUCUACUCAUUUCCUCCCUAUGCUGCCCACAUAGCUGGACUCUUCCUCAUGAGCAAUGCUGUGCCAUCUGCAUUUGAUGGGGACUUAUUAAAUGUUAUUAAAUU
Messenger RNA from Rhinichthys klamathensis goyatoka, 1311 nucleotides. It is a transcript of the gene fgf22, whose product is annotated as fibroblast growth factor 22. The record is from RefSeq and is a predicted model, not a curated record. Gene Ontology annotation, molecular function: fibroblast growth factor receptor binding; growth factor activity. NCBI's taxonomy places the organism in Eukaryota, Metazoa, Chordata, Actinopteri, Cypriniformes, Leuciscidae. Gene Ontology annotation, cellular component: cytoplasm. Gene Ontology annotation, biological process: animal organ morphogenesis; cell differentiation; positive regulation of cell population proliferation. The transcript is spliced from 3 exons. Bases 606 to 1241 code for a protein of 211 amino acids.